Molecule: messenger RNA, 500 nt
Organism: Anopheles darlingi
Lineage: Eukaryota; Metazoa; Arthropoda; Insecta; Diptera; Culicidae
Product: adult cuticle protein 1-like
Exons: 2
Coding region: 54-416 (120 amino acids)
Source: RefSeq, a predicted model, not a curated record
UCGACCAUUUACAACAGCAACAGUCAGAGCCCGAGCUGCUUAUACCAACAAUCAUGAAGUGCAUCGCAGCUGUAGUCAUGAUGGCCGUCGCCGUUGCUGUUCAGGGAUCAUCCGUCAGUUACUGGGGCAAUGGGGCCGUUCUGCCAUAUCUGGCACCAGCAGCCCACGUCGGAAGCUGGGUACAGGACGAUUCUUACGCCAGAAUUGUAUCUCCAUGGAACUACGCUUACCAGGCCGCCGCCCCAGUCGCUGUCGCCGCUCCCUACGCCGCCUACCAGCCGGCGGUUGUGGCCGUGGCUCCGAAGGAAGCCCGCUAUCUGGCCGCCAACCGUGGUGCCGUCCACGAGGCCCCUCUGCCGGGACACAUCGUUAACCAGCAGUCGCUCAACCUCGAACCGGCACCAGGAACUCUGUAAAGGCUUCAUUCUACGUUCUUCGAACAGUUGGACACGGUUGAUGGUUGUAAUGUUGGAAGCUGCAAAUAAAAGCUCGUUGUGAUA